AUGCGUUGCUUCGCUGUUUACGUGGUGAGUUUUGUGAAGACUUGAAAGGGGUUCAAUUAUUUGGAAGCCUUAUUGUUAGAAUCGUUAUUUAUAUUAGCAAGAAGGACAUUUUUUGUUCUAGGAGUACUCUAAGCGCAUUCAUAGUCCAAAAAAAAACUAUGAGAGUGGUCGGAAACUUUAAGAACCAUUCAGAAACUUUUGCGAACCGAAAAAAAAAAAUCGAUAGCUUUAUACAUUUUUUUCCUAAACUUCAUCAAACCAGCUUGAAUAAUCAGGUCUUUCACGAAUCAUCUGAGCAUUCUAGAUUUUUUCCUACCUUUCAAAUUUUGAAUGGCAACACAGUUUAACUAAUAUUCAUAGAAGUUAACAGGUUUCAUUUUUUGCUACUGUUCCGGUGAUCUUUUUAUGGUCCUUUUUUCAUCGGUUUUAUUUUUUUUUUUUGAAGGUUUGGCGGCUUUACAGUUAAUCAAACAGUUUCAAGAAGUGUAAAAUCGACUUAAAACAGUCUUGUCUGGAACCUGAAAGCGGCUUUUCUCGUUCUCUAUAACCGAAGAGACAAGCAAAAUCGUUUCAAAUAUAGAAAAAUCAAUUUUAAUGUUAUAAUAAUUUUUUUUUUCAGCUGGCCCUCAUCAUUGGCUUCGUUUCAAUGGUCAGAGCUGAGGAUGAAACUUUUUACAGGCCAAGUGAGUUUCCAUGUUUUCCAAACCCUUUUUUAGAGCAUAACUCUCAAAAAGCUGCUAGGUUGUGAAAGAAAUCUUUUUUGAACCCCUCUAGACCAAGUUAUAUUUAGAAUAGAGAAUUUCUCAUAAUGAAACAUUUCUUCUUCAAAGAAUCCAAGAACAUGACGAUUUUGCAGUGAUGAGCCGGCCGUUCCGGUCGCACCUCAACCGUUUUCCCUUCCACAAUCCGGCCUAUUCGGUCUCGCAAAUGUCUGAAGGCCGGCCACGCGGAUUCAUGCCUUUCUUUGAUUAA
This is a messenger RNA of Caenorhabditis auriculariae, 972 nucleotides long. The record is from the annotation of a GenBank genome assembly. Lineage: Eukaryota; Metazoa; Nematoda; Chromadorea; Rhabditida; Rhabditidae.